AUGUCUACAAAAUAUACUGAUACCAUUGACAGUGAUUUCAAAGGAGAAGAUACUUUUGAGAAGUAUAUUCCGUUUUGGAGAAAAACAGAUCUUGACAAUGCCACAAACAGAUAUCUGCUAAUUAUGAUGAGGUUCUUUUAGGCUGUAUAUAUGACAUAAAACAUGGUUCAUCCAGAUGAGUAUUGGUAGUCUAUAGAGGUAGCUUACGAUCAUGUUUAUGGAGGGGUAGAACUACCAUGGGAGUGGCAUCCAAAAUAUAGGCUGAGAAGCACACUUUAUCCUUACUAUUUGAUUUCCUUUCUUAGUCUUAUUAAGUUCCUAUAAAUUGACUAUGCAAUUGUAGUCAGAUUAUACCCUUAUGUUGCACAUUCACUACUUGUUAUCCUAAGUGACCAAUACCUGUGGAAAGUAGGAUUGAAGACGGUAGGUAGAAAUGCCACUCGUAUCGGCUUUAUCUUCUAUGUAACAAAUCGCGUAUAUAAUGAGGUUAUUAUCAGAUGCUUUGGCAACAGUGUAGAAGCAAUAUCCUACAUUAUAGCAUUUAAUUACUUCUUGGAUGUCAAGGAUAAGUUCAACAAAACUACAGCUAUUAUGACUGCGCUUAUUUCUUUAUCGUUUAUGAUAAGGAGUACAUCUCCAAUAGGAUGGAUACCUCUUUUAUUGCUAAAGAUAGUCCAGGAUAAAUCAUUUUUUGCAUUUCUAAAAGCAGGAUUUUUUAUUGCAAUCCCUCUAGUAACUUUUUGCAUUUACUUAGAUACCACAUUUUAUGGUGAAUUUACAGUGACCGGAUACAAUUUCUUGAAGGUUAAUAUUUUGGAGGGAGUCAGCAGAUACUUUGGUACUGAGCCUCCUUACUAUUAUGUUUUUGUAUUCUUACCAUUGUAUUUUACCUCAGCAUAUCCCUCACUUAUCUACGCAAUCUACAACUACUACAAAGAAUGUAGCCAGAAAAAAUAAACUCCCUAUAUGGUAUAUAUGACACUUUUCUAUGUUCUGAUAUUUUCUCUUAUUGCUCACAAGGAAUAUAGAUUCAUGUAACCGAUUAUUCCCUUCUGCUUCUUGAUGCUUGGCUAUCUAUACGCAAAUAGUGUGAAAAACUAUGGAAAAAUUGUGAGAACUUUGCUCUGGCUUCACAUUAUUGAAUAACUUGUUACCUACGUAAUUAUCCACAACUUCCACUUCCGCCAGUGGGAGACAAUGCGCGAUCUUGCAGAUAUGGAGGAGGCUCCUCACUCUAUCUUUUCUAUGCAGAAAGCUGACUUGCCCUACUACUCGUGGACCCACCGUAAAUCCUACGGAGAAGGCAAAAACAGAACAGAACUGAUUCUGUAUAAGAAGGAUCCCCCUGCUGCUAGAAUGCUAAGUGGAGUGCCAUAUUAAGUCUUACACGAUCAUGAUUACAAUGGAUGUUUACAGAUGAUAGAUGAUAUAGAAUAAGGCAUUGUCCGUCCUCAAUACAUCAUAACUUUUGAAUUUUUGUGCAGUAAUAACUUCUAUUGCUGGUAGGUUUGCUAGAAAAAGUUUGAUUCCCUUGGUUAUUACACCUUAUACAAGAGUUAUAAGCCUCACAUGGAUGUUGUUCACAGUAGACUUACUAUUUAUUGGAGAACUAGAUACUUGUAUAAGUUGAAGGAUGAAUAUGAACCUUAUGGAAUUAAGGGACCUAAAUCACAUCUUAAAAACCAAUAAUGA
Molecule: messenger RNA, 1692 nt
Organism: Stylonychia lemnae
Lineage: Eukaryota; Ciliophora; Spirotrichea; Sporadotrichida; Oxytrichidae
Source: the annotation of a GenBank genome assembly